Penicillium odoratum is the source of this 3603-nucleotide messenger RNA. RefSeq lists its product as uncharacterized. The transcript is spliced from 2 exons. Lineage: Eukaryota; Fungi; Ascomycota; Eurotiomycetes; Eurotiales; Aspergillaceae. Bases 1 to 3603 code for a protein of 1200 amino acids. Gene Ontology annotation, molecular function: protein binding. The record is from RefSeq and is a predicted model, not a curated record.
AUGAGCCUACAUUCAUAUGGUACGCGAACUCAGAUGAUGACAUCACCGCCACUACCGGCACCAUCAGCUUCAACCAGAUGGACUGGGUUAUAUCUCGUCUCGAAUCCACUUCCGGCAAACAUCUCUAUCGUCCAAUUCGAUAUUACCAGUCAUGACCAAGGAUGGUGUACCAACCCGCAGGGUGGAGUCUGGUCUUGGUUUGAGGUGUCUAUUCUGGGGUCCUGGAUGGAGGAUGCAAACCCGGAUCUGCAAAAUCUACUUGAUGAGAUGUCUUCCAAGUCGAGCCCAGAUGAUUUCGGAAAGGUGUUCCAGGAGCAGGGUUUGUAUUUUAAAGACAUUCCCGGAGAGAAGGGCGAGGGUUCAAAUGCGAAACCAGCAGUGAGAAGUGUAUUGAUUGCCAAGAACGCAAUUCAAUGGGACUGGCAACAUCACACCAUCACAUGGACUCGAGAUGGCAGCAAUGGCAGUGGUAGUCGCGUUCUUCCCCUUAUCGAAGAAGGUGAUCGGCUUGCUAUCUGGGCACGAACACAGUUCCCUGGAUGGAUGAACUUUGUAAAAGAAAUCCAUCUGAAGAUAUCGACUGACCUGAGUCCCCGCACAAGUCUGGAGCUCCAAAGGCGCAUGCAGAGGGAAGUGCAUACUUUUCCAGACGAUAUUCUGAGCCUCGCAAUGCUUCUCAAUAAUCUUGGUAAAAAGCGUUUCGAUCAAUUUUGGAAGACAGGGAGGAUGGAAGACCUUGAGGCAUCAAUUCGAUAUUUACAACAAGCAGUGAAAACCACUCCACGGGGCCAUCCAAGUCUAGCAAAUCAUCUGGAGAUCUUAAGCAGUCAGCUUAAGAAUCGAUUUGACCUCACAGGCAGAAUAGAGGACCUUGAUGAAUCAAUACGAUUGAUGCAGCAGGCAGUGGAUAUCACAUCAGGAAAUCAACUGAGACUCGCUAUCAACCUAAGCAAUCUUGGGAUUCUAUUUCAUUCAAAGUUUGAGUGUCAAGGGUUGAUGGAAAACUUAGAGGCAGCGAUCCGACACACACAGAAGGCAGUGAAUAUCACUCCAAAUAAACAUCCGGAACUCGCUUCACAUCUAUGCAACCUUGCUGUUCUACUUCAAAGACGAUUUGAGUGGACAGGCAGGAUUGAAGACUCAGAAGAGGCCAUUCGACGAACACAGCAAGCGGUCAAUAUCACUCCACAGGACCACAAAAACCUCGCGCUGUCUUUACGCCAUCUUGGUCUCAAGCUUAUGGAUCGAUUCAAAAGGACGGGCAGUAUAGAGGACCUAGAAGAGUCCAUCGGAUGCACACAGCGUGCAGUGAAUAUCACUCCACCAGAUCAUCCAGACCUCGCAGAUUGUUUAUGCGAUCUAGGCCAACACCUUCUAGAUCGAUUCGUUAUGGUCGGUAGGAUGGAAGACCUAGAAGAAUCAAUACGAAGCACACAGAAGGCAGUGGAUAUUACUCCACAAGGCCAUCCAAGACUUGCGGUAUAUCUCCAAGUUCUCGGCAAUCAGCUUCGAAAGCGAUUUGAUAGAAUAGGGAGGAUGGAAGAUCUGGAAGAGUCGAUACAGCGCAUGCAGGAAGCUGUGGAUAUCACUCCACAGGGUAAUCCAAACCUCGCAGGGAAUCUGUCAAUGCUGGGCACUAAUCUUAGCCAUCGAUUUGAGAGAACAUGCAAGAUGGAAGACCUCGAAAAAUCAAUACAAUACUCGCAACAGGCGAUUAAUCUUACCCCACAAGGCCAUCCAAGCUUUGCAGGGCAACUGAACAAUCUAAGUAUCGUGCUCAAGAGUCGAUUCGAGAGUAUCGGCAGGAUGGAAUAUCUAGAAGAAGCAAUCAAAAAAGCACAGAAGGCAGUGAAUAUCCCCAAACAAGACAGUUCACAGUUUGCAUCCCUUUCUCACAAUCUUGGAAGAUUUCUGUCUCUGUCACCCAGAGCAGAGCAUCAGGAACAGCUGCUGCAAUGUUUCCGACAAGCCUGGGACUGCCGAACUGGUAUGCCAUUCAUUCGGGUCGAUUCGGCCCUCGAAGCCAUCAGAUUAUUGAAACAACGACGUGACUGGUUCGGAGCCCGGAAAAUCGCAAUUGAAGCGAUAGAUAUGCUUUCCAGAAUGAAUAACCGUUCCUUGAGUCGCGACGAUCAGCGGAUUAUUGCCUCGCGAUUUUCUGGCCUUGCUGGGAAUGCCUGUUCCCUUUCGCUGCAAUGCAACGGUGACGCAAUUGAAGCUCUAAAUUUAGUAGAGCUUGGCCGUGGAGUAAUUGUAGGCCUUUUGAUGGACGAUCGAAGUGAUAUUUCAGCAUUGAGCCAGUCCCAUCCAGAAAAGGCAGCGGCCUUUGAUAGACUCCGGAGCGAAGUGAACAUGCCAGUGAAUGAAGAUAAAGAUUUGGAUGUACGACGACAUAGAAUGACAAGGCGCCUAGAGGCAGUGAAGGAACUGGAAGAAACCAUUUCUAUUAUCAGACGGCUUGAAGGAUUUGAACGGUUCCUCCUCGGGCCAACGCUGGACGAGCUGAAGAAGCAGGCCACAGAAGGGCCAAUUGUGGUAGUCAACGUGACGGACAUCCGAAGCGAUGCCAUCAUUGUCAGCCAGUCUGCUGUGAAAUCAGUCAGACUGCCUCAGUUGACAGAUGAAGACACGAAGAAAUGGCUGAACCAGGAGCUGACAACAUACCGCAAUCCACAAGAAAGGGGCAAAAAGAACAAACGAUAUCUAGAAUUCUUGCGAUGGCUGUGGUCAAACUGUGUGGAAAUUAUUCUACUGGAAGUCCAGAGCAUGCAAAAGCCUGACCCAGGCAAACUUCCUAGCAUUUGGUGGAUUGGCAUCGGGAGCGCUUAUCAUUUGCCUUUUCACGCCGCUGGGAUUCAUUCAGAUGGAUCAACAGAGAACACGCUUUCUUGGGCCAUCUCCUCUUACACUCCCACAAUCAAAGCUCUCGCACAUGCGAGGGAAAUGGGAGCAAUGAGUGUUAAUGCCCCCGGUAACACACCAAAGCUGUUGGUGGUGACAAUGCCCACAACGCCAGGUGAAAGGGAUCUUCCCGGGGUAGAGAGCGAAGAGGCGGCCAUUAAGAUGGCUACACGGUCGGCUUUUUCAAUUCACAUGCUUCAUCAGCCUCAUGCCAAGAUGGUGCGUGAGAAAUUGGCUCAAUGCGACAUGCUUCACUUUGCUGGUCAUGGAGUAUCCGACUACAACGAUCCCUUCAAAAGCCGUCUUUUGUUGCAGGAAUGCCACGGAGGAGUAACAAGGGUGGAUGAUCUUAGUGUGCAGGAUAUCUUCGACCUCGAUCUGAAAAGAGCGAGAAUAGCGUACCUGUCAGCCUGCUCGACAGCCGAGAUCAGGCCUGGACGGAUGGUGGACGAGGUGAUUCAUCUGGCUAGUGGAUUUCAGGUGGCGGGAUUCAGUCACGUCAUCGCAUCAAUGUGGCAGACGGACGAUGAUGCCUGCGAGAAGAUGGCAAGGGGAUUCUAUGGGCAUUUGAAGCAGACGAUGGAGGAAGAGGCCCACAACAGGGCCGUGGCGGUAGCGGCACACAAGGCAAUGAUGGAGAUACGUUCGAAGUGGAUGCGUUUCCCCCUUUUGUGGGCACCGUAUGUACACUUUGGAGCCUGA